UUGUAACCUCCGGGUACAGGGAACUGGCAGUUGUUGACUUGAAACUGUUCUUUUCUGCGUGGCGAUCUCCGGGCAAAGGGCGGGAAUUACAAGCCCUCGUGAAUGAGAAUGGAGGCCCAAAAUAAAGUGCCUGUGAUUGAUGAGGCAUUUGUAAGUUUUAUUUCUGAUGAUGCUUAUGGCUCAGGUGCCAUUACCUUGGGAACAUCACUGAAAAACUCCAGAACUACAAGGAAAACUGUCCUUCUGGUUACUGAUGGUGUCAGCAAUGAUGUCAGAGACAGACUUUCAAGAAUAUGGGAUGAGCUGGUAGACAUCGAGCCACUCUUUACAACCAGUGAAGAAAAUCUUGCCUUGACAAGGCGGCCAGAACUUGGUGUGACAAUCACAAAAUUAAAAAUUUGGACUUUAACCCAGUUUAAAAAGUGUGUCUUCAUGGAUGCUGAUACACUUGUUCUUCAAAAUAUUGAUGACUUGUUUGAAAGAGAGGAACUUUCAGCAGCUCCAGAUAUUGGCUGGCCUGACUGCUUCAACAGUGGUGUCUUUGUUUUUGUUCCAUCCUUAGAGACUUAUGCUGCCCUCAUAACAUUUGCUGAUGAGCAUGGUAGCUUUGAUGGGGGUGACCAAGGCUUACUGAACAUGUAUUUUAAAGACUGGGCAACCAAAGAUAUAUCUCACCGCCUUCCUUUCUUGUACAACAUGGUGUCAAAUGUUUGUUACAGUUAUGCCCCAGCAUACAAGCAGUUUGGCAAGGAUGCCAAGGUUGUUCAUUUUCUUGGUGCCAUAAAGCCAUGGCAUCAUUUCUAUGACUCUGAAACAUCACAAGUCCAAAUACAACAACAUGGUGUCAGUGAUCUAGGGGUGCAAUCUUUUAUCCAACUAUGGUGGGAUGUUUACAAUAAUUCUGUCGCACUUCAAGAUGCAGAGGCUUCAAUAUCUCAAGAUUCAUCUGCCCAGGCCAUCGUCAACAUGCCCAUUGUAUCGAAUGCCAUGUCUGAAAUAGAGCGCAAAGCAUCAUGGGAGCGUGGCUUGAUCGAUUUUACUGGAGAGGACAAAUUUGAAAACAUUAAAGAUAGACUAGAUGACGUUAUUAAUGGUUCUGGAACGCACUAAAGCCAAUGAUUUAUCUCUAAUUUCACAAAUACACGACACUGCAGUUUCCAUGGAAUUCAUACAACGUGCUUAGAUUUAAUAUUUUGUAGACUUUUUCUAAAAUUGUCACAGUACGAAGUUG
Rhopilema esculentum is the source of this 1231-nucleotide messenger RNA. Its product is annotated as glycogenin-1. Gene Ontology annotation, molecular function: glycosyltransferase activity. The record is from RefSeq and is a predicted model, not a curated record. Lineage: Eukaryota; Metazoa; Cnidaria; Scyphozoa; Rhizostomeae; Rhizostomatidae.